AGUAUCAUGAGAAAUUGAUUGAGCAUGAGUCUAGCAAUGAACAUUUUGUGUCUCCUCUUGGAUUAUCAUUUUCAUCGUCUUCCUCAACUCAUUCACUCCAUUCCUUAUCCAUCUUUACACUCCUACGUUUUAUCCUCAUCCUUUUUAUCCUUAUCCUUCUCUGUUCAUCAUCCUUCAUCAUCAUCAUCCUCACCAUCAUCAGUUUCACCAUCUUCAUCUCAUCUUCACCUUCAUCUUCAACCUCUCAAUCUCUUUGUCAACCCUACACAACCAACACACACACAACUAAAGUAACAAGUGAAUUAACAAAGCAACAACAAAACACCAACACUGAACAACAGUAAUGACAGAAGGAACAAGCAAACAAACAAAAGUUAAAGUUAAAUGGCUUUUUGUGAUUAACAAGCAAAAAAUUAGACAAAUUUAAAUUCCCUUUCAAUUUGUGAUUUUAUUUUCUCAAAAUCUAAAUCUAAUUUGCUUUCCAUUAAUUUUUCGUAUGUUGACUUACCUAAAUGAAACAACUAAUCACUAUAAUGUCAGGUGAUUUAACCUUUCUUGAUGAUAAUCUGUUUAAUCAAUUGCUUGGCAAUUGUGAUCAGGAAAAUUUUGUAUCCAACAAUCAUUUCAACGUUAACCAUUCCAUUGGCUUUUCAAUUGGUCAAAACAGGGAAGAUGAGGAAGAUGAUGAAAAUGAUGAAUCAAACGUUAACAAUCAAACAAAUCAUUCCAUCAUCUUUACAAAUCCAAACAAUUCCAGUCAACAUCACAACAUUAUCAUCAUCAACAGUUCAAUUGAUAAAACUAGUCUCAUGGAUUCAUACAACUGUUCAUCUUCACCCAAUCCACUGAUUAACCCACUGGCACCCGGAUUCGGGACUCACCAAGAUUCCCAGGAUGACCUGAUUGACCAUGAAUAUGAGACUGAUUAUUCAGUGUAUGAAAAUAAAUCGGGUUUAGCUGAAGAUAUGAAAUUUCUUGCCUCAAUGCCUGAACUUUGUGAUGUUACUUUUCUUGUCGGGGAAACUCGUGAACCCGUUUGUGCUGUGAGGUCAGUCCUUGCCGCUCGAAGCAGAACAUUUCACAAACUUCUUUUUGCCCAUAAGCAAAAUCAAUUAAGUGUCCUAUCAACAGUGACCAACAAUGUUCAACAAAACAACGGAACCAGUAAUAAUAAUGGCAACAAUAACACUGGUAACAACAAUAACAUCAACUGUUCCAAUAAUAAUACAAGCCCAGUGAACAACAAUAACAGUGGCUAUGCUUUAGGCAAUUUAUCAUCAGUAAUAUCACCUCGUGAAGGUGAUAGCGGGGAAACUCAUAUUAGCAAUGAUUCUCAACGAGAGAAACAAUUGAAAUAUUCAAAGAGCAAAAAAUUUCGUGAAACAAGCAAAGAGACUAAAUUGAAAUUGUUUUUAAAACGAAGCUCCGAGCCAGCCUUAAAUGGACUUCCAGUCAACCAUCAUCAUCAGUUUACUGUUCAAAGCCAUCGAACCAUGAUAAUCGAGGAAUUCGAACCUGAUGUUUUCCGUCAACUGAUUGAAUACAUUCACACUGGAUGUGUUACUCUUCAAGCAAGAACACUGUUAGGUUUGCUCAAUGCUGCUGAUUAUUAUGGUCUUGAUGAACUGAAACGGGCUUGUUUAGGCUUUGUUUCCUGUUGCAUUACCGUUGAUACUGUUUGCGCCUUAUUGGCUUCUGCCGAACGAUAUAUUCAAUAUAAAUGUACAAAGUCUCUUGUGCAAAGAGUUCUCGAGUUUGUCGAUCAACAUGGAAAUGAUGUUCUUUGUUUAGGUUCUUUUGCCCUUUUACCUGAACAUGUUGUUCGCCUCAUUUUAUCACGUGAAGAGUUGAAAGCCGAUGAAUUGACCAAAUUUCAUGCUGCUCUUUCAUGGAGCCAACGGUACUGUGAUGCUUCACCGGGUUCAACUGAUUUAAGGGAAGUUAUGUCUGGAUUUUUCGAGUGUAUCGAGUUUUACAAAAUUCCAGCCACAGUAUUGAUGAGAGAAGUACAUCCAUUGGGAGUUGUUCCGGACCAUGUUAUCAUGAAUGCUCUUGCUUUCCAGGCUGAUCCUCGAAGUGUUGAUUUACAUAAAAUUGAAUCACCAAAUAGAUUUAGACGAAUGACUCUUCCUCAUGCACUCAAUAUAGCUGGAAGUGAUUUACUUGGUUUACAACAGCAGUCAGCUCGGUCGGAAAGAUCAGCAUCAACAAGUACAUCGGGUUACAUUUCAAAUAGCGAUCUAAACCAUAUUACAGUAAAUGGACUUCGAAGUGAAUUAGUUGGCAAAAAGGAAGGCAAAGAAACGGACAAACCUGUAAUUGAAAGUAAUAAAGGUUCCAUCAGCGGAACUGGCAGUGCCAGUACUAGCAGUAGUGUCAGUACAAGUGGCAGUGUCAGUGCCAGCGGCAGUAGUAACGGCAACGGUAAUAAAGAUAAUAAAGAGGAUAAAACUAAAAGUAAACCCAAAGAAAAGGAUAAAAGUUGGAGAGACAAAAUUGGUAAACGCAAAGCUCGGCCAUUCCGAAGAGCUAAAACAUUGUUAGAUAGCAAUUAAGUAAAUUGUGAUUUGAACGGAAAACUAAUUGCGAUGGCAAAAAAGGUGAAACCAAUUCCUUCCUUAAUCAAUGUGUUCAACCGUUACAAUAAAAUUGACCAACAGUAACAUGAUGUUAUUGUUGUUACCAUAAGCAACCUAUGAAAACCGGCAACUUUAAAAUCACAAUUUGAUCAAUGUGUUGCUGUUGUUUUACUAACUGCAAAUCAAUUUGAGAUUGUAAUGUUUGAUGGUUGGUUUAACAGCUCAUCAUCGACAUUAUUGUCUUGGUAUCAAUCGUCAAUUAAAUGAAUAUUGUAAACAAUUAAGAAAUAAUUUACUGGGUUACUUGUCCAUCCAUUUGCUGUAUACAAAAACAGGGUUAACUUGUAUUUGGGUUUUCCUUCAAUGCUGUUGUCUGUGCCCAGUAACUUUCUAUGUGUAAACGUGAUAUUAUCAAUUUAUUGAUUGUAAAAUUAUUAAUUUUAAUCACUCUCAUUGUUUCUAUAUUGUAUAAGUUAUAAUUAAUUGUUAUAUUUUACAAUGAAAGAAGAUACAGAUUGAAACCUUUUCUCAUCAUAAAGUCUCCCAUCUCAACCACCUCUAAUACAUUAUUUUCAAUGUAAGGUAUGUUAAUGUUUAACCAAUUGUCAAGAUACAUAUUUACUUACAAAUAUAUAAAUAUAUACAUAUAUUUACACUUUUUGUACCUCUAAUCACGAUCAACAUCUCGAUCAACAUUAAUUUAUUAAUCACACAUCUUCCAACCAAAGAUACAAAUGUUAAUUGGCAAGAAAAUUAACUUUAAUUGUUAAAAAAGCCCGAAAAUGAAAAGUGACUUGAGCUAUGGCAAAAAAAUGGUGAACCUCACGGAAACCAGAAAAGCAAUUUCAGCUCAAUCAAUUUAUUAACCAUUCCAUUAUUAUAUUAUAUUAUUUUAAUUCCAUAGGAACAAUUGGAAACUCAGAAUAUCGUAUUUUUCCACCAAUCAAUGGUAAAUAUACAGUAUUAUGAUAGUUGACUUUAAGUUUGCUCGCUAACCGUCACUACUAACAAGCUUGUAAGCUUGAUAUACCGGGCGUUUUUUAUCCUGUAGGGUUUAAUUUAUCACCAUGAAACAAACGACAACCAGUGUGAAUGUGAGUUUGAAAUCAGUCAACCUAGUGACCAUUAAUGACCUGUUGGUUCUUUAAUUUGUGGAAGCUCGUGGUUCAAAUCUUAGGCUUCUAGCAUCGACCAUUCGUGAACACUGAAAAAAGGCUUACAGGAUAAGAUAUGCUCGGUAUUUGCAACGGAAAAUUGGUUCUCCAAUGUUGGUUAUCCAGCAAAUUUAAGUUAUGUCUAUUCUUAAUAUUAAUUGACAUAUGUUUAAGUUUAUAUAUUAUAUUAGAUUAAAAAGAGUAUAUUUGAUUUGAUUAAAAACAGAGAGAUUAUCAUUGUUACCAUAAGAUGUCACUCGAUAAAGUUCAUCUUUCGUUUAACAUUUAUCUUGAUAUUGUUUUCAUCCCAUCCUUUUAUUUUACCAAUCCGUAAUUAAAAAAUUGUAAAACGCCAACAUCACUAUCAUCAUCACCAUCUUUGUGAUUACAAUUUAAUUGUUGUAACAUCAUUUUACUCUGAUGAUGUCUACCAAAGAUUCAAUAUGAAAAAUUGGAUACUCAAUGUGUAUGUAUAUUAUAAUAAUAAACAAACUAACAUCUGUAAGUGUAACAAUGACAGUGAUUUAUCCAAGUCAAGUCAUUGAAUAAAAAUAAUUAAGUUUAUAACUUUGA
Tetranychus urticae (two-spotted spider mite) is the source of this 4306-nucleotide messenger RNA. Its product is annotated as serine-enriched protein-like. Gene Ontology annotation, molecular function: protein binding. NCBI's taxonomy places the organism in Eukaryota, Metazoa, Arthropoda, Arachnida, Trombidiformes, Tetranychidae. The record is from RefSeq and is a predicted model, not a curated record.